Messenger RNA from Penicillium waksmanii, 1539 nucleotides. RefSeq names its product MFS transporter. Lineage: Eukaryota; Fungi; Ascomycota; Eurotiomycetes; Eurotiales; Aspergillaceae. The record is from RefSeq and is a predicted model, not a curated record. Gene Ontology annotation, biological process: transmembrane transport. Bases 1 to 1539 code for a protein of 512 amino acids. The transcript has 2 exons. Gene Ontology annotation, molecular function: transmembrane transporter activity.
AUGAACUUCAUCAGACGCAACUUCAGAGAUUCCACCUCGACGUCCGUCGUAGAGUUGGACGAGGAGCUUUUCUUUGACAAGGAUGGCCACCUCGAGUUUGCACCGAACGACCCCGAGAACCCAAAGAACUACUCGUAUGGACGCAAGUGCUACAUCACCACUAUCGCCGUCUCCCUCGUCAUGAAUGCCACAUUCUCAUCUUCUGCCCCGUCCGGCUCUUUCCAGGGUGUCAGCGAUGACCUCCACGUUUCUGUCGAAGUCGCUGGCCUCGUCACCACCCUCUUCCUCCUAGGCUACUGCGCUGGUCCGUUCUUCUGGGCGCCUUUAUCCGAGUUCUAUGGCCGUCGCUGGAUCUUUUAUAUCUCCUUCACCUUAUACCUUGCCUUUGGCUUCCUCUGCGCCUUUACGCCUAAUUUCGCCGGACUCUUGAUCGGUCGUUUCUUGACUGGCACGGCCGUCAGUGCUGCCCUGACGAAUGCACCUGGCAUCCUCGCAGAUAUAUGGGGGCCCGUCGAGCGAGGCAACGCCAUGAUCUUGUUUGCCACAAUGACAUUCGUGGGACCCGCGCUUGGUCCCGUGGUCAGUGGAUUCCUCCAACUCAAGGAGACGUGGCGUUGGACCUUCUACGUCCUCCUCUGGAUGGCGGGUGCCACCGAGCUUCUGCUGAUCACUCUUCCGGAGACCCUUCCCAUGAUGGUCCUGCGUAAUAAAGCCCGCCGCCUACGCAAAUUGCCCGGUAAGGAGAGCGUAAAAGCUCCAGUCGAGGCAUCGGAUCGCUCCCUGGGAGGUAUCUUCAAAGUCGCCUUGACCAGGCCUUGGAGACUUCUCUUCGACCCAAUCAGCUUCUUCGUCGCUAUAUACUAUGCCGUCGUCUAUACUCUGCUGUAUAUGCUUUUCGGCAUCUACCCUAUCGUCUUCCAGCAGAAGCGUGGCUGGAACGCCGGCGUCGGCGGCCUAGUGCUGUUCAUCAAUAACCAAAUAAACCAGGAAAAGUACACUAGCGACCGCAAAUCGGUCCCAGAAGAUCGCCUUCCUGGAGCGAUGGUUGGCGGGGUUAUGUUCGCCGUGACGAUAUUUUGGUUCGCUUGGACGGCGGAAUACAACUCAGUCCACUGGGCCGUGCCAACUGUGGCAGGCACCUUCCUCGCAACGUCAAUCCUGCUCAUCUUCGUCGUCUUCAUCAAUUAUAUCAUUGACUCGUACCUGAUGUACGCCGCAUCUGCCGUGGCAGCAAAUACGGUUUUGCGGUCCGGCUGCGCCGCGGCGUCCCCACUCUUCACGCAGUACAUGUUCGACGCGCUCGGCGUGGGAGGGGCUGGCUCGCUAAUCGGAGGCGUGGGCAUACUGAUGAUGCCCAUUCCUUUCGUUUUUUAUAAGUACGGCGCCGCAAUCCGGGCGCGGUCCAAGUUUGCGCCCACGGACGAGACGCCACACCCGCCUACGGAUGAGGAGAAGGCCGUAAAUAGUAGAUCGCCCAGCCACACCUUUGAGAAGGAGUACGAACCGGUUGAUGAGAACACUGGGGGCACGAGCGAGUGA